Molecule: messenger RNA, 929 nt
Organism: Tarenaya hassleriana
Lineage: Eukaryota; Viridiplantae; Streptophyta; Magnoliopsida; Brassicales; Cleomaceae
Product: RING-H2 finger protein ATL66-like
Exons: 1
Coding region: 219-740 (173 amino acids)
Source: RefSeq, a predicted model, not a curated record
AAAGGAAACAAGUGUGCCUAAUUUUAAGAUCAUGAUGGCAUCGACCUUCCUCCAAAAUUGACUACUGCACACUACUCUUAGAACCUCUUGAAAAUUCCUCCAUGAUAUUUGUUCUUCUUCUAAAAACCACUAUAUAUAUAUACACAUCUACACGUGUGAGUGUAUAUAUAUGUUCAUAAUCACGCGCCAAAAACCGUCGAUCUUAGCAUCACCGGGAAAUGACGUCAUCGCCGCUGCCGCCGCCUCACGGGUCGACGGUUUUCUACUGGCAUGAGACGGAGUACGACGACCGGAACUUCCAGAUCCACGGCAGGACCCUCUUCUACGCCGUCGUCGUCUUCUCCACCGCCCUCCUCCUAGUUUUCCUCUCCCUCUACAUCCGUCGGAUCUGCCUCCUCCGCCUGCCCCAUUCCCACGCGCCACCGCAGCUCCCCCUCACGCGCUUCGUCUCCGAUGGUGGUGGAGGGCUAGAUCCGGCGGUGAUCCGGAGCUUGCCGGUGGUUCUGUGUAGGAGAGAAGCCGGUGCGGCGGCGGGGGCGGAGGCGGCGACGGUGGCUGAGGAGAGUGAGUGUUGCAUAUGUCUCGGUGGAUUCGAGGAUGGGGAUAAGGUGAAGGUGUUGCCACAGUGUCGACAUUGUUAUCACUGCGAGUGCGUGGAUAGGUGGCUGAGGAGCGAGUCGAGUUGUCCGAUAUGUCGAGUCUCUGUCCGGGUCGACUCGUCCGUGUCUAUUGCCACGUAACGAUACACAAAACGACGGCGUCGCGAGUAUGACGCUUUUGUUCUGUUCAUGCAAAGAGCGUGGUAGUGGAAUCUUUGUUCACUUUUUCGCCCCCAAAUUUUUAUAGAAUUCUUCUGUUGUAUUUUAGUCCGAGAAGAUAUUUAUUGAUACAAGAAUGAAUGAAUGAAUGAAUGGUUAUACGGUUUCAUU